UUCCGUCCCAGCACAAAACCCUCAAUGACGAAUCAGCCCGCCGCCGGCGAACUCCUCCGACAGCCGUACGCGCCACCACCACCACAGCAUCACCACUACCUGGCCGGAUCAUCCUCCUCCUCGACCGCAUCGCUUAAGGGCUGCUGUUGCUGCCUCUUCCUUCUCCUCAUUUUCUUAUCCCUCCUAGCCGUCGCUGUCGCCCUCGUCAUCAUCCUCGCCGUCCGCCCACGGAAACCCGAGUUCGAUCUACAGCGCGUGGGGGUCGAGUACCUUCUCGUGGCACCGGAGCAGAGUGCCAGUGCAGGCGAAACGGCGUCAGCUCCGGCGGCGUACCUUUCGCUGAACAUUUCGCUGUUGUUCACCGCGGAGAACCCAAACAAAGUGGGGAUAAAGUACGAGGCGGCGGAUCUGUACGUUUUAUACCACGGCGUGCCGCUUGGGAUCGCGGCGGUGCCGGGAUUCGAGCAACCGGCACAUAGCACGCGUCUGGUGGAAUCGAGGGUAAGUGUUAGUAGAUUCAAUGUGCUUCAAGCAGAUGCUUUGGAGCUUGUUCGUGACGCCACCGUCAACGACCGUGUCGAGCUCCGGAUCACCGGCGAUGUCGGGGCGAAGAUCCGAGUGCUCGGUUUCACUUCGCCUAGGGUUCAGGUUGGUUCCCCCUUCCUCCAA
Molecule: messenger RNA, 669 nt
Organism: Dendrobium catenatum
Lineage: Eukaryota; Viridiplantae; Streptophyta; Magnoliopsida; Asparagales; Orchidaceae
Product: NDR1/HIN1-like protein 13
Exons: 1
Cellular component (GO): plasma membrane
Source: RefSeq, a predicted model, not a curated record